AAUAAUACAGAAUCACAUGGAUCUGGGCUUUGGUGAAGGAGACAAAAGGGUCUGAUACGGAGGUAGGCGGAAGCGAUAAUGCGGCGGAAAUGAUAAAUUCAUUAGAGGGAAAACUAGGGCAUGAGAAAGUAAAGAGCGAAGGGUCAUCGAAGAAAAUGCAAAAAGGAGAGGCUGAGGGUGGUGGAGUUGAAUCAAACAAGAUUGAACAAGGAAAAUCAUAUUCAUAUAGCUACCUUUUUUUCCUCACAAAUAUCACAAUACCUAUCUCUAGUCUACUGCAUUCAUUUUCGAAUUUGAAUUGGUUUGGGUUUUAUUAUUGUGAUGUUUGUGAGGAACAAAAGGUACUGAUAUGAAGCGAACGGCAAUGACGAGGACGCCACUUCUGGAAAUACAGCCACGGCCUGGUGCGUGCUUCUUUAUUAUCAAUGCUAUUUCAAUUCUUGGGGGGAUUUUAUCAUUAGUGAUUAGGGUUGAUAGGAUUGAAUUAGCUGUUUAUGUGAGGUGGAGUUCCAGAAUUUAGCUUAAACGGUGGCAUAAUGAAACUGCUAUGGAGUUUUACCUUUACAUGGAUGGAUGGAUUUAACUCAUCAUUCCUACUUCUACUGAAAUUCUUUCUUUUACUCUUUUAUUUCACUUUUAAUUACUUCAAAAAUAAAAAUUCAUAUUUAUAUGUAGUUAUAUAGUUGCAGUAUGAAAAGGACUAAUUCUAUCAUACGUAUACAAACUCUUAACAACUCCUUUUCAUUGUUGAAUUAUGAAAACAAUGUACUAUAUCAAUACAUACCCUCUAUACGUGUGUAUCUUCUCUUCCAUAUACGCAUCAAAUCAGUACUAUGGCAACUUCGAAAAUCUUGUUGUUACUUCUUUUGAUCCAAUGCAUUGUAUUCAUUGGCUCUUCUCGUCAGUUGAAGAACACCAACAUAAAUAUCGACAAUACAUUUAAUGUGAUUAACUUUGGAGCUAUUGGAGAUGGACAGAAAGAUGAUUCUAAGAUGUUUAAGCAUGCCUGGGAUGCUGCUUGUGAUUCUUCAGCUCCAUCACCGACCUUUCUUGUACCUCGAGGGAAGACGUAUCUGCUGCAACCUUUAACUUUCAAUGGCAAACAUUGCAACUCUAAUAACAUUACUUUGCAGGUUGAUGGGAGAAUCAUAGCCCCAACCAAACCUUCUGCUUGGGAGUGUGAAACAAAUUGUAACCAUUGGAUUGGCUUUGAAAAUUUCGAUGGUCUGCACAUUCAAGGAUCUGGUACCAUCAAUGGCCAGGGAGAUAAAUGGUGGAAACUUUCUUGCAAAGAUAACGAAAAGUCCUGUCAACAUCGGAAACCAACGGGAUUCAUGAUAGGACACUCCAAGAAUGUAGAUAUCAAAGGUUUAACCUUUGAAGACAGUCCACAAAUGCACAUUGCAUUCGAAAGCUCUACUUUGAUUCAUGCCACUGAACUUACAAUCCGAGCUCCGGGACACAGUCCCAACACUGACGGAAUUCACAUCCAACGUUCCACCAAUGUCUCUAUAGAUAAUUCAACCAUUCAAACCGGUGAUGAUUGCAUAUCAAUUGGCAAUGAAUCUAAAUACAUUAACAUUAGUAACAUCGAAUGCGGUCCAGGUCACGGAAUAAGCAUUGGGAGCCUUGGAAUUAUGGGAAAAACUGAGGAAGUUGAAUUUGUUCAUGUAAGAAAUGUUACAUUCCAUGGAACAACUAAUGGAGUUAGAAUCAAAACUUGGCAGGGAGGACACGGUCAUGCGAGGAACAUUAAAUUUGAAGAUAUAACUUCCCAUUCUUCGACUCGACCUACUGUUAUCGAUCAGUAUUAUUGCCCCCAUAAACAAUGCAAGAACCAAACAUCAGCUGUGGAGAUCAGCAAUAUAGCUUAUGAAAAUAUCAACGGCACAUCACCUAAAGAAAUAGCAGUGCAGCUUUCAUUCAGUGAGUCUGUUCCAUGCAAAAAUAUCACCAUGAAAGACAUUAACUUGAUAUACGAGAAGCAUAAAGACAAAACGUCAUCGUAUUGUCUUAAUGCCCGUGGCUUGAGAAACGGGUCCAUCCAAGUGUAUCUUGUUUACAAGAAGAAGAUAAUUUUUAGGCUUUUUUUCUUUAUUAAUAAGUUCAUAGUAUAUUGUUUAUAACAUGAUAAUUAUUUUCAGGUUUUUUUUAAUUAGUAAAUAGUAUUUUUAGGUUUAAUGUAUUAUCUAUUAUCACAUAUAAUAAAAAUAUUAGUAUAGAUGAAGUUUUCACUAA
Molecule: messenger RNA, 2238 nt
Organism: Gossypium raimondii (Peruvian cotton)
Lineage: Eukaryota; Viridiplantae; Streptophyta; Magnoliopsida; Malvales; Malvaceae
Product: probable polygalacturonase At1g80170
Exons: 9
Coding region: 834-2126 (430 amino acids)
Biological process (GO): carbohydrate metabolic process
Molecular function (GO): polygalacturonase activity
Source: RefSeq, a predicted model, not a curated record